UUUCAAAUGUGCGAAUUGUUAAAUUUUGUUGCAAUAGUUUUAAGGUACAAGCUAAUUUAAGAAAUAUUUAAAUUGAAAGAAUGGUAAUUAAAAUACGUGAAAUUAAAACACGAUCUACUUGAAUUUAGAAAAACUGAAUUGAAUAUAUGUAAUUAGCAAAAAACAAUUGAAUUUUCGCCAUGAAAAGACAAAAGUAUGUUGUUUUAGAAGAAGAAGAGGUAUCAUUACCUAUGCAAAAAAUAUCACCCAAAAUUGAAAAAACAUUAGAAGCUCAAGUACAAGAUGGUGACACAUUAGCAAGUAUUGCUUUAAGAUUUCAUUGUACAGUUGCUGAAAUAAAGCGACUUAACAAAAUUGAUAAAGACAAUGAAAUCUAUGCCCGGAAAAUAAUCAAAGUGCCAAUUACACCACAUUCCAUUUUAUUAGAAACUUUACCUGCUGGGGAAAAUAAUACUCUUAUCUUUAAAGAUGCAGAUGAAUUUUUCAAUAACAAUGAUGUCGUAGACUCUUUAAGGGAGGAAGCUAAGAAAUUAAAUGAAAAAUUCUAUGAUUCAGGAACAUCAGUAGAUUCUUCACAAAAGACAAUAAAUGCAAUUGUUUUGAAUUCAAGGUUAAGGCGUAAUUUAUAUUCGGACCGACAGGAUGAGCAAGAUACAUCAAAUUCUUUAGCAGAUAGUUUCGAAGACAAUCUUCCACAGCCACGAAUGAUUCGCGGACCAACUAAUGUAAUUUUUGAUUGCUCAGGAUCUGAUUGUGAUAUGUCUUGGAUUUGUCUUUUUGUGUUAAUUUUAGCUUUAUGUUUUGCAAUUCCUUUAAUAUAUAUUGUUUAUAUUGCCGAGCAUUAUGAGAAGUUUCAUCACAACUCUACUGCAUUAUAAAAUAUGUAUUUGUAUUUACCCACGUAUUUGUAAUUUACAAACUAAAAUAUUUCAAUAUCGAAAAAUUUUUUUUAAAUUGAAUUUGUUUGUAACAGUGUAUUAUAAUAUAUCAAUAAUUUUAUAUUAAAUUUUAUAGUAGUUAAUUCUUAAGUUGUAUAAAUUUAUAGCUAAUAAUUUUAAGAAUAGUAUAUAAUGACUAGAGCAACAAUUAUGCGGAGUGAGCAAUUAAGAUAUUGUAAAACUUUUUACAUAAGAAAUAAAAUUUUAAUCAACUUAUUAAGGA
Molecule: messenger RNA, 1161 nt
Organism: Condylostylus longicornis
Lineage: Eukaryota; Metazoa; Arthropoda; Insecta; Diptera; Dolichopodidae
Product: lysM and putative peptidoglycan-binding domain-containing protein 3
Exons: 4
Coding region: 180-878 (232 amino acids)
Source: RefSeq, a predicted model, not a curated record